AUGGUUGGCGUGGGGGACACGAGCGGCAAGAUACCGCCUGAGAUCACGCGCCAGGCAACGGAGAAAUGCGCGCAACUGACUCCGCUGGAAGCAACGCAUAUUUACGCAAUCCUAAAGCAGACUCUUGAAAAGCUUGCGCUUGUCGGCGUCAUCACAGUUGAUCCGAAGGUUCAAGCUCAUGAGCUUACUCAGAGCGUGGGGGAGGAGAUUUCCCGCAUGAUUGCUGAGCAGAAGAAGCUUGAGGGCCGCUUCGAGGAGCUUGUGGCGAUGCAGCACGUACUUCGCCAUCAGCCAAACAAGACGAAGCUGAUGGAGAACCAGAACGAGCUCCAGAAGGUCGCAGAGGCUUUGCGACAAAGCACCAAGCAGCUGUGCCGCAACUUGAAGGACAACCCGAACGUCGCGGAGAAUAUGCUGAAGGUGGCCAGUGAGCGUCAGGCGCUCCAGCUGCUGCUGUCCGGCUGCCUUAACGAGAUUGAGGUGUUCGGCAAGCUGCAGCCGUUGCUGGAGAGCGUCAUGGCACAGGAGGCUGCCGAGCAGGCCAUGGAGGAGACCAUCGAGCGCGAGAAGAACACGACGGCGGCUGUGCGGCAGCUCCGGAACGACCUGCGCGAGGAGAAGCUGGACCACGAGGAAAAGAUGAAGGAGAAGAAGAAGGGACUGGUGUCUCUAAAGGAACAGCUCAAGACGCUAAAAAUGGAUACGGCGGUGUCGACCCGCUACCUCAGCAAGGAUCUCACCGCCUCGAACGAGCACGAGCGCCGCCUGCAGCGGACUCAGUUGGAGGACCUCCUAAAGGAACUGGGACUUGUGCAACAGCAAAUCGAUAUCGAGAAGGCGGUGCACGCGACCCAGGCCGAGUUCCUCCGGCAAAUCGCUUCCAAGAUGCAGGAGGACAGUGUCAGCUGGGCAUCCCGCCAUGACGAGGACCUUGCCGCACGGGAGAAGGAGCUCGAGAUGCUGAAGCAGCAGCAUGCCCGCGACUUGUUGGAGCUGAAGAAGGCCGAAGAGAAGUUUAAGAUGGAGCAGGCGCUGAAGCGGGAGCGAGAGCUCAAGGCAGCAGAGGAGCGCGAGCGCGUCGAGUUUGAGGAAAUGCGCGAGGCGCGACGGGUUCAGGCGGCCAUCAUAAUCCAGGCCUGGUGGCGUGGAUACCGUGUACGGAAGGCCCUGGCAGGGGGUGGCAAGAAGACCAAGAAGGCUGCCAAGAAGAAGAAGAAAGGGCCGUACUGUGUGGUGGACAUCAGCAUCCACUCAAUGAUUCUUCCAGUACGGUACUACCUGCCGCUUGACCUUAAGGGCGAUCCUUAAGCACGAUUAUACCAUCAGUUCCCAAUAAAAGCGUCUCAAUAAUCGAACUUCGGUCUGCCGUGUGAAAAUUCUCCCCGCCCCG
Molecule: messenger RNA, 1390 nt
Organism: Volvox carteri f. nagariensis
Lineage: Eukaryota; Viridiplantae; Chlorophyta; Chlorophyceae; Chlamydomonadales; Volvocaceae
Exons: 9
Coding region: 1-1308 (435 amino acids)
Biological process (GO): cilium organization
Cellular component (GO): motile cilium; cytoplasm
Molecular function (GO): protein binding
Source: RefSeq, a predicted model, not a curated record